Symbiodinium necroappetens is the source of this 2127-nucleotide messenger RNA. The record is from the annotation of a GenBank genome assembly. Lineage: Eukaryota; Dinophyceae; Suessiales; Symbiodiniaceae.
AUGGCCGCCAUUCCUGCAGCUGGUCUAAGCAGUGUCCGGAAUUUGAAAAAAGAAUUGCAGAAGAUCUGCGGUGUUCCGCGUUUUCGGCAGAAGAUUCUGCACGAAGGCACUGCUUUGGAGGAAGAUGUGUGCCUCGACGUGUCACUGGAGAGUGUGCUUCUGGUCUUAGUGACCUUUUGCGCUGCGUCGGAAGCCGAGAUCAAGGAGCUCGUUUAUUCCCCUUGCGAUGGCUCUGUCGAGGAAGUGGCAAAAAUCUUGCAGCGGUCCAUGGACCCAAAUGCAACAACUGACGAUGGCAAAACAGCUCUGAUGCAGGCAUCGCAAGAUGGCUACACUGACAUUGCGCAGUUGCUCUUGGAAGCUCGUGCUGACAUGGACAUGGCCGACCAUGAUGGCGUCACACCCCUACUUGCCGUGUCUCGCGAAGGUGGGGAGGACAUGGUUCGCUGGCUGCUGGCCGCUAGAGCAGAUUUAAACAAGGCCGACAGCAAUGACUGCACUCCUUUGGUCGGUGCCCUUCAAGAAGGGCGGGUCAAUAUUGCGCGCCUGCUGGUGCAGGCUGGUGCUGGUACCGGUCCAGGUCCUCAAGGAAACGAGUUGCUCUACAGCGAAUGCUGUGAGGGCAACCUGGAGGUUGUUGGAUUGCUCUUGGAGGCGAGGGUUGACCCGAAUGCUGCAACUGAGGACGGCGCGACGGCUCUUGUAGUUGCAUCUGGUGAAGGUCAUCAAGAAAUCGUACAGAUGUUAUUGACCUCCAAGGCAGAUGCAAACCGUUUUGAUGCCAACGGCUUCACUGCGCUCUUCCUGGCAGCCCAAAGCACGCACUCGGAAGUUGUUCGCUUGCUGGUGCAGGCUGGUGCUGACCCUGAUACAGAGAUCAUGGGGACCACUGCGCUUGCCAGUGCGACUGUGGACGACUCUGUGGAAGUUGUGCGCUGCCUCUUGCAUGCAAAGGUUGCACUCGACCAAGUGAACGAGGAUGGACAGACACCAUUGAACACGGCCUGUUCCUUUGGCCAUUUGGAGGUCGUGCGAUUGCUAGUGCAAGCUGUGGUUGACAGAAUAGGACUUGUGGGCCUGGACCGCGUGGACAAAUGCGGUGGCUACACUGCUCUACAUUGCGCAUCCAUUCACAACUUUUUGCCAGUCGCUCGCGUACUUGUCGAGGCCGGGGCCAGCAAAGACAUAGAAGACGAAACGGGUUACAUACCUUUUGAUUAUGCGAAGGAUGAGGACAUGGCUCAGCUUCUGGCCGCGGAGAGGAUUACUGUCGCCUUUUAUCGCCAGUCCCUCCAAGGGGAAGGAAUGAUCCACGUGCUGCGUGCGUCGCGAAAGUGCGACAAUGCCGCGGCAGCCAGCAUCAAGAGCCUCAGCUCCAAGCAUGCUGUGCUGGCUGAGGAAACCCAGCAGCUCGCGACGGAGAGUGAAGCACUCAAGGCCGAAGUGCAGCAGAUGCAGGCAGAGCUCCAAGCCGGCACAAGCCGCCUCCAGCGCGUGGAGGAGGCGACCCGGCUUGCGCGAGGGGUUGCAGAGCAGAAGAGAGCAGAGGCGGAAGCGGCCUUAGCGCAGGCAGCGCAGCGGGACGAGGCUCUGAAACAGGAGCUUCGUCUCCAGCAGAAAGUCAAGCUGCAGGACGAGUGCCGCAGCUGCGAGCAGAAGAAGCAUCAGCUUCUUGAAGAGCAGGCACACGAGGCCGCAGGGAUUGCCAAGGCGCAAGAGGCAGCUUGGGCACUCGAGCGCUCAGAGUCCGCUUUGCAGGAUGCACAGAUGCGUGUGGAGAAGCUUCGAAGCGAUCGCGACCUGACACUUCAGCGCAGCCGUGCUGCAGAACAGCAGGCCAAAGAAGCGCUGGAGGCCAGGGGCCAAAGAGCCGCUGAGCUGCGCAGAAGUUGCGAAGCAUUGGAGGUGGAGGAGCAGUCCUUGAAGCAGGCCCUCCGAGAUCAAGCUCUCCAUUUUUCAGAAUGCACGCCACCCCUCUAUGCAGAGGUGGAGGCCUUGCACGAGGAGCUGGCGGCAGCAUCUCGAAGCAGGAGCGCCAGUGUGUCCAGCGCAGUGCGCGCACCCGUUCUUUCCACACGUGCUGCGGGCGCCUCUCUUAGCCAUCGACUCCAAAGCCCUGCGGUAUGA